CCUUUCUCCAACUCGAACACACUUGAAGAGACACCUUGGCCCAUCCAUACAUCCCGAUUUUCAACCCCUAGAGCACCGAUGAAUUAUCCAAGCUCAAAUGACGCUCACGACGGAACAUAUCGCCCGCAUGCCCCCUCCUAACCCCGGCGCACUGCCCCAUCCAACAACCAUAUUCCGGCUAACGGCCGGCACGCAACUUCGCAGAGUUACAGGCCUUCGGAAAAAAUGGAAAAGCUCCGAGCUGUCCUGUUCCCGUGAGAUCGACGUCUCCCGCCGCGGUCUUCGAAAACGGGUCUGGUGGCCUUGCGGGCCCGCCAUGGAGAAGUUCGACAACGAAAUCGUGGCGGAAAUCGAGGGGCUGCUGAAGAACGUCGACCUUGGUGACGCUGACAUUUACCUGCGGCUUUACAUGAUCGGGAGAAGCCCGGAAGCGUCGCGGCCCGUCAUCAUGGUCUGCUGCUCCAACCCUCGGGUCAGAACGCAGGCCGAAGACGCAAUCCGCCAGAGCCGUGUUCCGGAAGAGUACCCCGAGUUCGCCCUCGGUGCAAGCGCGCUGCCCCUGGAACAGCCUGGUCUAGUCCGCGCACUGGCGGGCACGUCUAGCGGGAAGAAUAAGGCUAGAAGUCGACCACGGCCCUCCCGGAGUCACAAGCGGGAUGAGGAAAGAGAUAAAGAUGACGAGCCCCCAAAGAGUUCAACUCUCGACGGGGAAGGGAUCAACCUGGCUCUUGACCUAUUCGAGACCCCUCGCCCAGUUGGGAGACGCAUCUACCUCGGUUCUCGACACGCAACAGGAGGUGCCAUCAUACAAGUUGGAAGCCGUGUUUACCAACUCACCGUCUCCCACGUCAUUGACGACGACCCGGUUCUAUCUCUUUCCGAUUUUGAUAACCGGUUCAACGACUGUCAUUUCGACGACAUGAGUGAAGACGACGACGAGGUGGAUCUACACACGAGCCAAGAGUCCAACAAAAGCCCAAUGACUGAGCCCCGGCCGCCAUACUACCCCAUACCGCAAAGUGCUUCCAUUCCGAGGCACCUGGAAUAUGAUAGCAGCCACGGCCCGAAUCCCGGCCUCGACUAUACGCUGCUUCCUUUGGAUAUCGUCAUACCCCCUUACUACGGGCAGUUGGCUUUCUUACCGAACUCCAUCAUCCUGAGUGAUGGGAGAAUGGUGAAUAUUCAGGGGGUAGCAAUCAUCCCAACUAAAGAAAAAGAAGUGGUCGUUGCCGCCGGUUCCUGCGGUGUGGUCCACGGCGUUUUACUCCCCACCGUCGUGUACUUACGGAACGCGAAACUGCCCCAUUUUCAGAGGCUCUACCCUGUUCAUCUCGAAAGCUCUCUCCGUAUCGGAGAUAGUGGGUCCGCCGUAAUCGACAAGACCACCGGCGAGCUCUUUGGUCACCUCGUUAGAGGCGCCGAUCAGUCCACAAUCGCAUACAUGGUCGCCGCGGCAGAGGUUUUUGAAGACAUCAAGCAAAAGACUUCGUCAGACAUUCAAUUCGUCAAUUUGAUCGAGACGCCGUCAUCGAGCCAUACGACCGGUGGGAGUCAGGACAUACACAAGGACCCGGAGGAUACGACAGAAAGCCUGAACCACGACGCGGCAGAUCUGAGCUCAGCAUUAAAUGAACUAUCAUCGCCCCCGCCCCUGGAGCUCUGGGACUCAUACUCGGAUGGGAUUAACACCCCCAACCCGUUUUCCGUUCGCCAGUUCCCCGAUCCCACCAUGAACUGGACCACGGGCAUUGACUUGGACCCCAUCGACGACCACCUUGAAACACCAGAGCUUACGAUGGUAACCAACACGGGAGCAACUACCUCUGUCGCUACCUCUGCAAACAGCACUGCGUUGCGUAAACCUGUCCAGAAUACAGGUUCUACCACGGCUAUUAGCUCGGUCCCGGAACCCAAAGACAUGACAACCCCCCUCGACCUCGUUGCCGACCCGCAUUUCAGUUCAUUUCGUGAAUACGACACAGGAGAAUACAGUAACUUGUACGGCCCACCUGUUUCCGGAUGGCAGUCAGCUCAAGUUGAGGAACCCGAAGGGGGGCAGGAUCUUGGCUUUCCAAACCCCCUAGAAGACCCGUGGGGGAGUUAAGAGGAACGUGGCACGAUUGCAUUGGGUCUGGGAAAUAGUCCUAGGCCUCGGUGGUUUACGGAUGGAAAUAUGGGAGUACGGUAUCAUGGGAGGAUCCUGUGGUUGAUUAGGAGGUAAUACCUACACCUAUGCAUGAG
This is a messenger RNA of Chaetomium fimeti, 2241 nucleotides long. RefSeq lists its product as uncharacterized. The transcript has a single exon. The record is from RefSeq and is a predicted model, not a curated record. Bases 98 to 2104 code for a protein of 668 amino acids. Lineage: Eukaryota; Fungi; Ascomycota; Sordariomycetes; Sordariales; Chaetomiaceae.